UUAUGAUUGGAGAUGUUCUUACUGGGACUGAAAUACUGAACUUACAAAGCAAAGAGCUCUCGUUCGAAAUGCGAAGCUUCUUCAAACCAAGUCAUGCGCCAUGGCAGAAGCUUACUCUUCAAAGCUCACAAAAGCCAUUCCCAGCUCGGGAACCUCUUACUGGUUGCUUCGCUCACGAAGACUCUAUCAGAUUCCGGGACUCGUUAUCUCCCCGAACCCCGUUCCAUUCCGCUCUCGGAGUCUCUCCUCCAUCAAAUCAUUAGAAGCAACGCCCUCCAACCCUCCAAGAAGCUCGAAUUCUUCAAAUGGUGCUCCCUCUCCGCAAAUUUCAAGCACUCGGCUCUCUCCUACUCCAUCAUCUUCCGUACUCUCUGCCGCGCCGGCUACCUCCACGAGGUCCCGGACUUGCUCAACUCCAUGAAGGAAGACGGGGUCGUUGUGGAUUCUGAGACCUUCAAAGUCUUACUCGACUCCUUUAUUCGAUCGGGUAAUUUCGAUUCCGCGUUGGAAAUAUUAGACGUAAUGGAAGAAUUGGGAGCUAGCUUGAAUGCUCAAAUGUAUAACUCUGUUCUCGUCGCUUUAGUGAGGAAAAAUCAAGUGAGUAUGGCUUUGUCUAUGUUCUUUAAGCUUCUAGAAGACGAAACUUAUGUGCCCAGUUUCAUUGCCUGCAAUGAAUUGCUAGUCGCUCUUAGAAAAGCGGAUAUGAGAGUAGAAUUCAAACGGUUUUUUGAUAAACUCGGAGAAAAAAAGGGGUUUGAGAUGGAUAUUUGGGGCUAUAAUAUAUGUAUACACGCGUUUGGGUGUUGGGGUGAUUUGGGUACUUCUUUGAGGCUUUUCAAAGAGAUGAAGGCUUCAAUGGAUCCAGAUUUAUGCACUUAUAAUAGUCUUCUUCAUGUUCUUUGCUUUGUUGGGAAGGUGAAAGAUGCAUUAGCUGUAUGGGAGGAAUUGAAAUUUUCUGGUCAUGAACCAGAUGAAUUCACUUACAGGAUUAUUAUCCAGGGAUGCUCUAAAUCUUAUCGAAUAGAUGAUGCUACGAAGAUCUUUAGUGAGAUGCAGCACAAUGGGUAUAGGCCCGAUACUGUUGUGUACAAUUCCCUCAUUGAUGGGCUGUUUAAAGCGAGGAAGGUUAAUGAUGCCUGCCAGCUAUUUGAGAAAAUGACUCAGGAGGGAGUGAGAACCUCUUCUUGGACUUAUAAUAUUUUGAUUGAUGGGUUAUUUAGGAAUGGAAGGGCCGAGGCUGGUUACACUCUAUUUUGUGACUUGAAGAAGAAGGGCCAAUUUGUAGAUGGUGUUACUUACAGCAUUGUUGUUCUGCAGCUUUGUAAGGAAGGUCUGCUUGAGGAAGCUCUUGAGUUGGUUGAAGAAAUGGAAAGCAGAGGCUUUGCUGUUGAUCUAGUUACUAUAACUUCACUCUUGAUUGAGAUUUAUAAGCAGGGUCGGUGGGAUUGGACGAGCAGGCUCAUGAAGCACAUUAGGGAUGGCAAUUUGCUGCCAAAUGUGUUAAGAUGGAAAAUGGAUAUGGAGGCGUUGUUGAAAAAUCCACAGAGCAAAAGAAAGGAUUACGCACCACUGUUUUCAUCAGAAGGUGAAUUUAGCGAGAUUAUGAACAUUAUAAGGUCUGCUGAAGCUAAAAUGGAACCAGAGCUCGUUCCAGAUACUGCCAAAGUCAAAGCUGAGGAGAACAUACCCAAUGAUGUUGACCAGUGGUCAUCAUCUCCAUAUAUGGAUCACUUGACCAAUCAAGUUUUAUCCAAUGACCUUUUCGCUCAGCUAUUUUCACUAUCUAGGGGAAGGCGAGUUCAAUCAAAGGAGGCUGAUUCUUUUGAUAUCAAUAUGGUCAAUACUUUUUUGUCUAUCUUUUUGGCCAAGGGAAAUCUCAGUUUAGCUUGCAAGUUAUUUGAGAUUUUCACUGAUAUGGGUGUCAACCCUGUAAGCUACACUUACAACUCUUUGAUGACUUCGUUUGUCAAGAAGGGAUACUUUGAUGAAGCAUGGGACAUUCUCAAUGAAAUGGGGGAGAAGGUUUGUCCAUCUGAUAUAGCAACAUACAAUUUGAUAAUCCAAGGCCUUGGAAAGAUGGGAAGAGCAGAUCUAGCCAGUGCUGUUCUGGAAAAGCUUAUAGAACAAGGUGGUUAUCUUGAUGUAGUUAUGUAUAACACACUGAUCAAUGCGCUAGGAAAGGCCGGCCGGAUUGAAGAAGUAAACAAAUUCCUUGAGCAGAUGAGAGCUAGUGGAAUCAGUCCGGAUGUUGUCACUUACAACACACUUAUUGAAGUUCACUCCAAGGCGGGCCGAUUGAAGGAAGCCUAUAAAUUCUUAAAGAUGAUGCUGGAUGCAGGCUGCAUUCCAAACCAUGUCACGGACACCACUUUGGAUUUUCUGGGAAAGGAAAUCGAUAAACAGAGGUUCGAAAAGGCUUCAAUCAUGCGCUAUAACCGUGAUUGAAACUGCUUUUCCUUUGUAUCAUCUUUUAAAAUUAAUUAGGAAGGUUCUUACUGUUGGAGAAAGCCAUUCAAAUAGUUGAGGAAAGUUGGGAAAAUAGAUAGAAUAAACGUAGGCCAUUUAGCUUAGAUCGCAAAACAAAGUGGCUAUAACAUCAAGGGGCUUGGAUUUCUUCCUUAUGUUUGUUUGAGGGAGAAAAGAAAUAGAAGAGAAGAAAAUAUUAAAGAAAAGGGUGACCAUUUCUUUCUUUUAAUAUACAUUUCAUUUAUUUUUUCUAGGGAAGAAGAAACAUAUUUUACGACUUUAGAAAGAUCUUGCCUACUUGUUAAGUAAGGUCUUGAAGAACAGAAACUUGCCUCACAACUAAAAUUUCUUUCAUUUAUGUUUCUACUUAC
Molecule: messenger RNA, 2837 nt
Organism: Humulus lupulus (European hop)
Lineage: Eukaryota; Viridiplantae; Streptophyta; Magnoliopsida; Rosales; Cannabaceae
Product: pentatricopeptide repeat-containing protein At4g01570
Exons: 1
Coding region: 94-2445 (783 amino acids)
Molecular function (GO): protein binding
Source: RefSeq, a predicted model, not a curated record